This is a messenger RNA of Didymodactylos carnosus, 891 nucleotides long. NCBI's taxonomy places the organism in Eukaryota, Metazoa, Rotifera, Eurotatoria, Philodinida, Philodinidae. The record is from the annotation of a GenBank genome assembly.
AUGCAUGUGCAUCCGACUCAUCCUCCAGUGGUCGAUCCGGAAGAACAUGUUCGAGUACUGAAGGAACUGAAGGAUACACGAGAACAAUUUAUGAUUAAACGAUUGAAAGUAGUAUGGCCAAGAAGAAUUUUAACUUUAUUGGGAAUACUUCAAUUAUUACUUGGUCUAGCAAUUAUUGCAGUGGAUUUACCGAUUAUCUUGAUGUAUGCUCCUCGUUGGCAAAUAUUUGCCGGUUGUUGGGGCGGCGUUUUUGCAUUUGCUGCAGCCGUCAGUACUCUUUACUCGUCUCAAAAAGUAACGUGGCAUAAAUUAAAAAUAGGCUCCGUUUUUAAUGUUUUGGGUGGUAUUGCGUCUGUUGGCAUGAUAGCAUUUAAUGUCCUCUAUUUAGUAAAUCAAAGUUUGUGCAUUAUCGUUGGUGGUUGUAAUUAUUUAUCUUAUACAUUUUCACCAGUAAAACCAUAUUAUAUUGGCGAAACAGUACUCGGUGCCGUACUUGUCAUUACCAGUUUCAUUUAUGAAGUACUCUUUAUUAAAUAUGGUUUAGCUAGUUCAAUAGAAUUUGAUCGUAUACAGAAAGGUGAGAUUCCUUUACAAAAGCCGAUAAUGCCAUCACCUACACUAACGAGAUCGACUGGACUCCAUGAUUCCAUGCCGGAACAAUAUCAAGAGCCACCGCAAGGAUACUAUAAUCAAGUUCCACCUGGACAUAUGAUGUACAACCAGAGAAUGAUGAUGCGACCACCACCACCUAACCAACAAGCCCAAAUGAUGUACAACCAGAGAAUGAUGAUGCGACCACCACCACCACCUAAUCGACAUGCCCAAAUGAUGUUCAUGCAACGAGGAGGUCCUCGAGGUCCUCCACCAAUGAGAAAUUACCCGUAUUCAUAA